GUGUGGCAGGAGGAGAGCGAAACACGACACCCCAAGAGAGAAAGGGGUGGUUGAGGGAACACGAAGUGAGUGAGUGGAAAAAGAAAAAGUCUGUGCCGGAGAAAGAGAGGGGCAAAGAAAGAACAGAGUUGGCUUUGGGGUUUUCGUUCCUUUCAGAAGCGCCGCUGCUUUGACUGUCGUUGAGGAUGAAGAUGUGGAGGAGGAAUCGAGCAUGCGACAUCGUUGCAACAAAUGGGAUGAACAUUUAGUCUCGUGGCAUUCCGCUGCUCCAACACCGACCAACAGCAGCACGACUCCUUCAAACUUCGACCUGCGCCAUUCAGACCCGGGCGACUGGAUCCCCCCCCCCCCCCGAGGCUCGGGGCAACUGUUCGCAUCAGACGCCGCGUAACGUUACUUUAAAACAAAUAGUCAGGCACAAAACUUUUUCAACAAUCGCUAAUGUGUCGAGAUAAAACGCAGAAGCGUCUGUGAAGUUAGCGGAGUCAUUUUUCCAACUCAAAGCGAGCACACAAUCGGGGCAGGUUCUUUUCUAACAAGCCACUUGUGAGAACAACACCGGAGGAAGGAGUGGGGUGUCAUUGCUAACUUGGCUAAACCCAAGCUAACUAGAGUCUAAAGUUACGAGUCGACGGGGAAAGUGACUGAGGCAGCACGCAGACGACGACAACAAAGAUGAAAACCCCGGCAGACUCGGGGUUUGCCUUUCCAGAUUGGGCGUACAAGCCUGAGUCAAGCCCAGGUUCCAGACAGAUCCAGCUGUGGCACUUCAUCCUGGAGCUGCUGAGGAAAGAGGAGUACCACGACGUCAUCGCCUGGCAGGGAGACUAUGGAGAGUUUGUCAUCAAGGACCCGGACGAGGUGGCCCGCUUGUGGGGGGCGCGGAAGUGCAAACCACAAAUGAACUAUGACAAGCUUAGCCGAGCUCUAAGAUACUACUACAACAAGAGGAUCCUUCACAAGACCAAGGGGAAGAGAUUCACCUACAAGUUCAACUUCAACAAACUAGUGCUGGUCAACUACCCCUUCAUCGACAUGGGCUCUGGUCGAGUCCCUCAAAGUGCCCCCCCAGUGCCAACUGGAGGCAACCACUUUCGUUUUCCCCCUUCCACGCCGUCAGAAGUACUCUCAUCCAGUGAAGAGCUGCGCAGCCCAGGCAUGUUCAGCAGUGUGGCUCGCCGCAUGGCCCGGGGUUCUGUGAGCGACUGCAGUGACGGCACCUCCACCAACUCGGAGCUGGAGGAGGCUAUGGGGGCCGAUGAGAGAGGCAUGGGGCCUGAGAGGGCUUACAGGGGCCUACUUCCUCCACGUUUGCCUCAUGAUUCCUUCUUCAGGGUCUACCCAAACCCAGCGGGGCUUGCAAGACAUGGGCCCAGGGUCCACCCAGACACUCUUUCUCCAUUCCCUGUCUCCCCCCUGCCUGGCCCCGGGGGUCUUCUGGCCCCAACUCUGUCCCCCGCCCUGUCCAUGACCCCUACCCCCCACCUGCCCUACACCCCUUCUCCUUCUCUGUCCUCUCCCAUGUUAGGCUCCCACUUCUCCUUCAACCCGGAGGACAUGAAGCACUACCUGCAGGCCCACACCCAGUCUGUCUACAACUACCACCUCAGCCCCCGAGCCUUCCUCCACUACCCCAACAUUAUUAUUCCUCAGCCCCACCGCCCCACCCCAGAGAAGCCAGCCACCCAUCACCUCCACGGGCAGCAGCAGCACCCGUCACCGUUCUCUCAUUCGCUCAGCCAGCAGCCAGGAGGCGGAGAGGAGGGACAGCAGCACCCAUCACCGUUCAAGUUCAAGCUGCAGCCGCCGCCACUUGGACGCAAACAGAGGGAAUCUGGAAGCUCACUGGCUGCUGCUGCUUCUUCUUCCUCUUCCUCCAGCCAGUCCUCCUCAUUCACAGGGUCAGGUCAGAAAAUGAACUCUGCCUUGUCUGCCGGGCCUCCUAAGAUCAAGGUGGAGCCCAUUUCCGACAUUGAGUCAGAAGAAGAGGUGGAGGUGACUGACAUCAGUGAUGAAGAUGAGCUCAAUCAUAUUGAUGGGGAUGAUGAAGGUGACAUCUUCAGCAGGACGGCCCAUCACCAUCAUCAUCAGCUCAACAACCAUCUCCGAGCUAACGGAAAUGGGAGCAGCCAUGCUGCCCCUCCACACAGUAACCCUGAUGACGACCCUGAUGAUGAUGAGGUCUUCAAGACUCCUGCCACUCCUUCCCUCAGCAGCGGCAGCCUGGCCUUCCCUCUGAUCAACCUGAAGAGUGAGCCGGGUCAGGCCGCUCCCAUCAGCCCUGGAGGCACACGUUGCAUCCCGCUCAAACUGCGCUUCAAACGCCGCUGGAGCGAAGACCAGAAGAUGGAGGCGGACGGAGAGAGGGAAGAGGCAGAGGACAAGAAAGUGAGGGCUAACGGAGAGGAGGAGGUGGAGGGGAAAAGAGAGGAGGUGGGCAGGAGAGUGGGGGAGGUGGAGAAUGGGGUAGGAAGAGAAGGAGCAGGAGGUGUUAUUUUGGGGUUGAUGCUGCCACCACCUCCCACCCAGCGCAGAUCAAGCUCCGAGCUGCAGAGGGCCACAGCACAGCUGUCAUUGGAAAACACUGGCUGCUGAGUCUCAUGCACACAUACGUACACACACACACACACAGACACACACACCUGAGACUUGUCUACAAAUGUAAUAGUUUUAGACCAUUAUGCUUUGUGGUUUCUUGACGGCAGUAGUGACUGUAGCCAGUUUUGUUUACUUAAGGUGAAAAGUGGAGACAGUACCUGAAAGGUUAUUAUACAAACACACUUAAAUGUUGUACCGUAUGUAGAAAGUUCCUGCAAUAAUUAAAGGUGGUGCUGUCAGGUCACCACAAGCUCCUUCAAUUACCUAACGUUAAACAAAAAAAAAAAUGUCCCUGCAUGUGUGACAUCUAAAUACUCACAAUGUGUUAAAGGACAAGAUGUUGACAUGAUUACCUCUCAGGUUUUGUCACCGUUUGCAGCAUUAACACCUUUGACUUCGUACCUUCCUAUGGCCAGUACUGUUAGCAAGCAACCACUAGCCAUAGAGCCUGUGUAAAAGCAUAAAGCAAAGAUGUGUCUGUGUAACCUCUAAUGUUCUGCAGGGCAAGACACCUUUGUGCCCCUGGUACAUCUUCAGACAUGAACACAGCAGACAGUAUUUUUGCUGUGAUUUACAAUUAAGAGAUAAUCAAACAUAGUUUGUAUAUUUACUUCUGACCCCUUUUUAACAUUAGAGUCAUUCAGAGAGGGAGUCCGCUCUUAAUAUCUCCUAGGAAUUGCACAUUGCCUUUUCAACACCUCAUAACGCCAGUUAAAUAGCCAGGGAUCACCUCACAUCACACCUGUGCCCAGAUUGUCUUUUUAAUGGGUCUAUUUGUUUAUCUGGUGCAGUGAAACUAGUCACAGUCACCCAAAAGCAUACAUAGGCAGGCCGGAUUGUACAGCAGUAGAUCUCUCACCCACACCUGGCUCACUUGAAGGUAGUGAGCCCUCCUACUUACUUCUCCCUCUCUCCUCAUUUGUACUCACCGUAACAGACAUAUAGAUCCUGAUGUUACUAAAACACUUUUAACAGCGCUGAUAGAGAUUACAGAAGUGCCUGUCUGUCUGCUCGCAUCACCAAGCAGUCGUUUACAAAAUGGGGGUCAAUAAGAGGAAAAAAAAGCCCUCGCUCCGAUGGAUCUUACAGACUGAAGAGGGUGAAGCAGCUCUCCCAAUCACAGUCUUUUCUCCAGGAAACAACUCAGGACACUAUCAGACUGCAGACUGAGUUGAGUGGUCUCUUUGUCCUCGGGUCAUUCACUACAGUGGAUAAAGACAUGAAAUGAGGGUGGAACGGAACAUCUUGAGGACAGUCAAAGUCUGAGUGAGUAGGAGAGGAAGAUUGUGAUGAACUGGCUUAGAUCUCUCAACCUCUGGCCUGCCACACAAGACAUUUGUUAGCCAGCAGAUGGACGUGGUUCUCGUUUUACAGAGCAAUCCCCUGGGUUUCUGACGAAAGAAAUCAGUCUCUCCUUUUCCUCUUCACUUGUUGAAGAAAAGAGGAAGCAGCAACUAGAACGGCUGUAUUUAGAGAAACCCUUGUUUAUGUGUGGACCCAUAGCUGGUGUAAAAACAUCAGGCCUCGAGAAUACAGAGGGUGUCUCAGCUUGUUGUGUCCCCGCGUGACUUCGCACAAUUUUUAAAGGGUUUUGGUUUGAGGGCAUUUAUAGUAUUUACUCCCUCCAACAUACAGAUCAGCAGCUCCCUUCUGCAUUCCCCGUUUUUUUAGUUUUUUUAAAGACUAUUCUUUCUGUCAAAGGAGGCUUGUGCCUCUUAAGAACAUGGACAGUAUUUUAGGGCAUUUGCGGUGAUCUGAGGACUUUCUGUAUUUUGGAGAUAAUAGCCGAAUCUGUUCAUGUGAUGUUUUUGAGACGCGACGGUCGAAGCGAACUGAUUUGUCUAGGGGAGAACGGGGAACCAUGUAAUGAAUGUCAAGCAUCAAGGUUAACUCAGGCAACCCUUCACUGCGAUAUCGAGAAACAAACUUAUUUUUAUGACGUUUUACUCGCAUAGUUCCGAAAAGAGAGGAAAAAAAAACAUUGUGCCCAUUUUAACAAACGAACAAUUCCAAAUAAGAUUGUGCCUUUUUUAAGCCAACGAGAGUUUUAUCAAGUUACCCCCAGCAAAAUGUUUUAUCAAAAAAAAACAUACAUAUACACACACACACUACCACCAUGCCUUCUGUUUUUUGUAAAAGAGAGAUACAGAAUAAGUAAAUCUACACAUAUAUAUUUUAUUUGAAUAUAUAUUGAAUUCAAAUAUUGUAUUUCAAUAUGGUCAUUUGAUACAAAUCAGGAAAAUCCUAUUUUUAACGGUAAAGAUGUGUAUAUAUUCUAAUGGGCAUAUUAUUCCCAGUAUAAUUCAGCCUUUGCCUUCUCACCCUUGCCUUCUCUUGACCGUUGAGCUGCAGCGACAAAGGCCACCAGUAUCAGAGUUUUAUAUUUAUAUUGUAAAAAAAAAAACACGUUAUUGUGUAAUCAGGGGGUGGAGGACGUGAUGGGAUGAGGAUUAAUGAUACAUUUUCAACCAGCCCCAGGUCAAAUCAUAUUUACCUUGUUGGUGGGCGUGUUUGUUUUAUCACCCCUGGAGUAGCAGAUAGGCGGGGUUUCCCACAUCAGGAAAGGUUAAUUCCCUUUUUCUGUUAACAUUUUAGUUCUUUGUACCUUGUCCUGCAUGCUUACCUGCCUGCAACUCAAAUACAAGUAUUUAGCAGCCACUCUUUGACCCCAGACUGCUU
This is a messenger RNA of Etheostoma cragini (Arkansas darter), 5277 nucleotides long. It is a transcript of the gene erf, whose product is annotated as Ets2 repressor factor. Gene Ontology annotation, cellular component: nucleus. The transcript has 5 exons. The coding region runs from base 676 to 2595 and encodes 639 amino acids. Gene Ontology annotation, molecular function: sequence-specific DNA binding; DNA-binding transcription factor activity, RNA polymerase II-specific. The record is from RefSeq and is a predicted model, not a curated record. Lineage: Eukaryota; Metazoa; Chordata; Actinopteri; Perciformes; Percidae. Gene Ontology annotation, biological process: cell differentiation; regulation of transcription by RNA polymerase II.